Poecilia reticulata (guppy) is the source of this 4988-nucleotide messenger RNA. RefSeq names its product sialidase-3-like. The record is from RefSeq and is a predicted model, not a curated record. Gene Ontology annotation, molecular function: exo-alpha-sialidase activity. Gene Ontology annotation, cellular component: membrane; cytoplasm; intracellular membrane-bounded organelle. Lineage: Eukaryota; Metazoa; Chordata; Actinopteri; Cyprinodontiformes; Poeciliidae. Gene Ontology annotation, biological process: oligosaccharide catabolic process; ganglioside catabolic process.
GGAUGUGCAUCAAUCGGACCUUAAACAAUAAAGCAGAAUCAAAUAUAGCAGCAAAUAAAAAUAAUAAAAGUUAACAACCUUUCCUUAUAUUUUACUGAAAUAGGACACAACACACCGAGAAGUAAAGUGUUUUAAGCAAUGGUUAAAAAUGAUUAGUGUUCUAAUCAUUUCUGACCGGUGCUCACAACAAGGUUAGGCUGAGCAAUAUUCAUAGUUUCUAUUAACCUUUUAACAGAGCAGGUUUCGGGGGUUUAUUUUGUUGUUGUUUUUUUACCUCAAACCCAAACUGACCAGGUGUCUGACUGGUGGCAGUUAAAAUGGUCUGAAAUCUUGAUGGAGAACCAGGUCAUUAUUUAACACGUUAAAAUGAAACACUUUUUUUCAACCAUAAUCUUUAUAUUCACGCGUUUCUGGUACAUCCGUAAAUCUGACGCACAUGCGACGUUCACUAACAACAGUAAAUGAAUUUUACUUCAAAACAUAAUCUGAUGUGGCACUGGAAAAGACUAUUGUGUUCAAGUUGUGCUAGUAGUACUUAGCCUAUCAGCGAAGCUAUUCAGGCCUAAAGUAGCAUGUCAAUGCUAACCAUGUAGCAGAAGCACAUACGUUGCCAACUCCAACGUCAGCGUCCAUAGUUUACAUUUCUAAAGAAGUUCAAUCAACGAUCAGAUUCAGAUUUAACAGUUUUCAAUAUUGUUUCCAUUUGAAAACCUUCAUGUUGGCUCUGCUACCUUGAGCUCAAGUCCACUGGUCCAACAGAGAGCAAAAUUCAUGGUUACAUCAAUUUACAGCACAUUGUUCGGGUACUGCAGCAGCAAAGCAGCCCCAGUGCAUCAUGCUACCACUACCAUGUUUGACUGUAGGUAUGAUGUUCUGUUUUUGGCAUAAAUUUAACACCAAUUUGCUUUGCUGUGCAGUGACUUUGUGCCUUAAACUCUCCUAUUGAGGCCAUUUUUGUCCAGAUUCUUGUUGAACCAAACACGGCGACCUUAACCAAGCCCUGCAGUGCUUCAAAUGUUCUUUGUUCUUUCAUGACCUCCUGGAUGAAUUGUUGAUGUGCUUUUUAGUAAUAUUAGUUGGCUGGUCAACUCUUGGAAGACUCACCACUGUUCCAGGUUUUCUUCAUUUGCGGAUAAUAGUUUUCACUCUGAUUCACUGGAGUCACAAAACCGAAGAAAUUCCUUUGGAACCCAUUUCAGACCAACAGAUUUCAAUACAUUUUUUCUUAGCUCUUCAAUUUUCUGUAGAUCAGAAUCUCAAAAAGUGUUACUUUUUGAGAUUUGUGUAACCAUCUUAAUGUUGUCAAGACACUACCAAUUCUACAGAUCAUGACUGGUUAUGGCUGGUGGGAUGUACUAAUUCUUUUCAUAGAUCAAAUCUAAAAUAUUCAAAGGAAAAUGCAACUGGGGAAGCUCAAACACAUGUGUGAUGCUGCUUGACAUGCUAUUGGUGUAGCCAAUCCAGGGAUGCCAUUUUGUUUCCCUUGGUACUUUCCGUGAUACUGCUAAGAUAUUUCCCAUUGUGCGUUUUACCACAUACUGAGGUAAAUUUGGUGUUGGAACUAUUAAAAUAGACAGAAGUGUUUUUACAUUUUAGAUAAAUGCUGGAGUCUAUAACCCCUGAAGACCAGGGAUCCACUGUAUGUGAUGGAAGACUAAAAAUAAGUUAAUAAAGACAAACUAGUUUAUCCUAAGAAUGUGAGCAGUAGCGUAGCAGAGAGCAGUGGGGAGGAGGUGAGUGUGUAGAGGUUACCCAAUGAGGGAGCAGAGCCCACCUGGAUGUGGGGUACAAACAAAUAUUUCCACAGGAGCCUGGAGAUAAACCCAGUGGACGGUUUGCGUUUCACACCGAACAAACAUGACCGUGUGGCUGCUUGACGAAGACAUCGCCUAACUGAUUGGUUUGGGUUCAAAUGACAAUCAUUAACUCUGCUUUUUAAUCAUAAUUAGAAAUGGACCAAUGAAAAAUAUGAUAACACAAACAAGGAGCAAUAAAACAGCAGACUAUAAUAAAUGGCCACCCUUCUACAUUCCUCAUAACAUCCUUCAGGCUUCCUCUGGGCAGUGAUUCACUGCAAUUGGUGAGUUCUUCUUUUCUUUCUUUUUUUUACUAUUUUUACAAUUCAUAUUGCAAUAAUUGUUCCAGUGUCAGAUGUAUACCUCGACAAAUGUGAUAUACAUUUGUCGACAAAUGUAUACCACACAACCAGAGAUAUACCGGGAUGGUUCAGAUCAUAUAUAUCAUAUAUAUCUUAUAUUCAGGUGCUAGAACGGUCCAGUCAAAGAUCAGACCUGAAUCCGAUUGAAGAUCUAUGGCAAGACUUGGUGAGGGAACAAAAAUCAUAGUCACACUCUCUGUCCAGUCUGAAUGAACUUGGAUUAUUUAGCAAGACAGAAUGAGCAAAAAGUUUUGUCUGAUGCACAAUGCUGACAAUGAACCAACAACAGGAACUUUAAGUUGUUGCAGGAACCGUGAAAACAAAACGCACAGGUGACAUUCAUAAACUGUAUUGAUUAGUUUAGUCUCUUUUAGCAUUUUAUUAUUUGGGUUGGUAUGCUUAAUCUAUUAAUGACACAAUAAACUGUUAUCUAAUCUUCCUUAUCUACAUGUGACCCCUUCCACAGGAACCUUUAUUCCAAAUGACCUCAGUUAAAACUAACUCUACGGUACUUCACCCUUGUUUACUUGUAAUCAAGACGCUUAUUAUCACACUGACAUGGCCCCCACUUCGUUGCAAUAAAGUCUCCUCCCUCACAGCUCUGCCCCUGACAAAACACUGAUUGAUUAUUUUGCCCACAGAUGAGAAACUAUGGAAAAGAAAGCCUUGCUUACUGCCGGACAGCAGAGUACCGUCUUCCUUUCCAACAAGGAGGAGGUGUACAGGAUUCCUGCUCUGCACUAUGACCAAGACCAAAAGCUUCUGCUGGCCUUUGCAGAGAAGCGGCGAACCUCAAACGAUGCCAGCGCGGAGGUACUGGUCAUGAAAACAGGAGAGCUGGUCAAAGACGAAGCCACUCUUGAAAUAAGUGUUAAGUGGUCAGUGUCCAGAAACGUGGUGGAGAAGGUCCAUCUUGGUGGAUAUCGUCCCAUGAAUCCAUGCCCAGUCUACGAAAAGACAACCAACACACUCUUUCUGUUUUUCAUCUGUGUCGAAGGAAACGUUUCAGAACCAUGGCAGAGGUUCUGGGGCGUCAACAAGGCCCAUCUCUGCUACAUGACGACCAGAGACGCCGGUGAGACCUGGAGCUCGGUCACUGAUUUGACAGUAAAUUUUCCUCAGACCAAACAGUGGGCAACGUUUGCCGUUGGUCCGGGUCACGGCCUCCAAACAGAAAGCGGUAGACUGAUCGUUCCAGCCUAUGCUUACGUCUCUCGCUUCCCCACGUGCUUCUGCGUGUCAUGUUUUUUCGCCGUCUCGCGUGCGUUCUGCUUUUACAGCGACGACAACGGCGGCACGUGGCAGCUGGGCAACACGCUCGACGACAAAUCGGUCGAAUGCGAAAUGGCCGAGGUUUCAGACGGCGAAGGCAGCAGGUACGUUUACUGCAAUGCCCGCAAUGAGGGAGGCUACCGAGUGGAGGCAGUCAGCGACAACGGGGGAGAGGAUUUCCUCACCCUCCCUUUUGCUGAAAAGCUCGUGGAAACAGGCGGAGGAUGUCAGGGGAGUGUGGUCUCCUUUCCAGCUCAACCUGGAGUGGCUGGUGCAAAUCUGGAGCCGCAGUGGCUGCUUUACUCCCAUCCAACCAGUCAGUCCAAAAGAGUGGACCUAGGGGUGUAUCUGAACAAAUCUCCACAGGAUCCAAGUGCGUGGAGCAACCCUUGGAUCCUCAACGAGGGUCCCAGUGGUUACUCUGACCUGGCAUAUCUUGAAGAUGGCUGGUUUGCAUGUCUGAUGGAGUGUGGAGAAGCGUCUGAAAUUGAACAGAUAGCAUGCAAUGUCUUCAGCUACAUUCAAGUAAAAAAAGGUAUUGAAAACUAAAACAUUGAUCCUUGCAAACACAGUUUGCAAAUAUCAAUUUUUACUCUUUAAUGGGAUUAACAUAAGCGUAGUCACACAAUCAUUAAAUAAUUUGCUGACGACAAGAAGAAAUACUGAUUACACUAGCAUUUUUAGACACUUUGCCAAUUAAUUGAUGGAGGUGAGAAUCUUUUUUGUUUGAUAUUCAUCUGUCAUUUUCUAUACUUCCACCUGCUUGUCAACUAUAGGCAAAGACAGAUAAAUCAAUGUGUCAAUUACUAGUGAAAUAACUUAUUAUAAAACAACACAAGUGUUUUACUCAUGAUGUUUUAACCCUGAUAUUUGGUAGAUGCUCAGCAUAAGGAGUUUCCUCCAUCAGUGUUUUGUUGAUGAAGUGACAGGAACAAACACCGGGAUUUUAGUGAUCUCUUAAAACUGAGAAGCUAUUUAUCUUGAUUUUUUGUCUAUUGGAAAGAUCCCAUUUCACUUUGGGUCCAUGUUUAACACGCAAAUUCUAAAGUCAAAAAUGAAUCAUUUCUAACUUUAGAUGCUGGUGCAGACAGAUUAACAUGCUAUAAUCCUAACAGACUAAAACGAAAAAAGAAAAUAAAUGGCUGGACUGCAUCCUUUGAUUAUGUUCGAAAGAAGUUGGGUUUCCUGGGGUUUUUAAGGUAUAUUUUUGGUCAUCUAUUGAACUUUUACCUUUGAUCAAACUUUGAUGUGAAAAUAAAUAUCCAAAUAUGAUGUAUUCAAGCAUUUAAUUGAGAUUUAACUGAUGAAUAAAGUGUUAUUUUUCCUUCAACCAGUUUUUCCAUCAUUCUUUAAUUCAGGGCAGCUUGUGGUGUUUUGGUCUGAGGUUCCAGUCCCAACCUCGGGAACUUUGCUGCAUGUUUUCCCCCAUUUUCUCUCUAGUAAAUUUGAAUCAAGGACACUAGUGCCUACAAAUCUUUAAAAAGCAUUUAGACUUUCAGUUAAGUUAUUCACAUAAAGCUCCUCCCAAUCUCAGUUUGUCAAAUAUUUCUGCACCUUG